UAUUCUCUCUCUACUAUCUGAUCCUAUAAUGUACAUCAGUAGUGUAGCAUUAGUUUGUCAUUAGUUUUUCAUAAUGAAAAACAGUAAAGGAAUAAUACACUGGACUGGUCCCGGGAAGGAGGUUGCUUUGAAAACAGAAGCCAUGGCAGAACUCCAGAGAACUACCAAGGACCUUUAGGGGGUUUGGAGGACAAACUAGAUGGAGUAUUAACCAACCUGUUGUGUUGUAUCAUCCCACAACUGACUGAACGGACAGAGAAUGUUGUAACAGAAGUACACAGCUGACAUCAAACAUCUGGGUCUCAAUUAUUUUCUUCAGUCUAAAUUUAUUAUCAAUUCCAUUCCUCUAUUUUCCUCUCUCUUUGUAUUAAUCAACUGGAACGCUGCAUGCAUGUUUGAUUAUUUGAAAUGCUAACUAUAAAGUAGUAGUAAUGUCACUAAAGGACCCUGAGUUUUUCUUGAGAAUCCAAACUAACCAGGAAAAACUCUGGGCCAUAGCAAUAAGCGCCAUUCAUAAUCUGUUCUCCUGUACAGGAUGGAUGAGGAGGAGGAAGCCCCAGUUCCUGAUGCCCCAGACGUUCCUGCCCCAGAGGCCCUAGCAGAGGCCCCUGUAGAUCCCCCGGUAGAGGGCGGUGUGGAGGCCGGAGGAGUUCAGCCAUCCAGAGACAGCCGUAAACUGGACUGUAUCAUCUGCUACUGUGCCUUCAACCUGACUGAGAGGCUGCCACGCAAGCUCUACUGCGGCCACACCUUCUGCCAGGCCUGCCUGAGACGCCUCGACACCAUCCUCAAUGAGCAGCAGAUGUGGAUCCCCUGUCCACAGUGUCGGCAGAACACCCCUCUCCCACGCGGGGGUGCUACAGCCCUGGACCUGGACCUAGCAGCCUUCCUGGGGGUCAAGGCCGAGAUGGAAAACCAGAGGUCCAGCCCCCGGCAGGGAGGAAGAGAACUAGGCACCCAGCUCGAGCACAAGCCCUCUUUUGGGAAGCAUUCCAUCAUAGAGCAGCCUCAGGCCACCUGGAAUCAUGGAGGACUGGCUGAGCCUCGCUUUCACAGGAGUCCCUGCUGCAGGCGCUUCUUCUGCUGCUGGUGGUGCUGCUAAGUCAUGUAUGAAUGACAGGAGUUGAUUAAAGCAUCUGGCCAAGAGUUUUCCCCAUUACAGUACCUCCUGCAGCUGAUUAUAGGGACGCCUGGGCUUCCAAGGCUACAAAGUGGAAAACCCUAGGGCCUGACUGCCUGACCUAGAAAAACUCCAGGCCUUAUUUGGUCAGGAGACAAAGUUGUGUGGGGGACAACAUUGUGUCGGUAUCGUUUUACAAAGACACACUGUCUGUGUAUGAUUUGUUUUGAAGACUCAUAGGAGAAAGAACGUUUCAGCCCUCAAAAUGGGAUGCUUGAUAAGGACCUCCAUUUUGAGCUUGCCUACAACCCAAAGAAUCCUCGGCUGCCUCCUUUCAAAUAAGCAACUGGACAUAUGGCCUAUUGGUACCUUGUGGAACAGUCAACUGUUGAAAGUAUCAUUAUAUGCACACCUUUUUGAGUUAUAGUAUCAUUUCUAAGUGUGUUUAAUGUAUGUAUGUAACCAUUUUGUCAUGUGGAAGUGUAAAAUAAUGAAAGAUAUUAUGGAGUUUGUUUUUAUUAAAAACCAAAACAAAUGGCAAUUGGAUCAACUUCUGACCCCAAAUGACUCAUUGUGUUUAAAAAUCACCUAAAACAAUGUUAUAAAAAAAAAAAAAAAGAAUCUGGGAGAAAGGA
This is a messenger RNA of Coregonus clupeaformis (lake whitefish), 1755 nucleotides long. It is a transcript of the gene rnf224, whose product is annotated as ring finger protein 224. The transcript is spliced from 3 exons. The coding region runs from base 536 to 1102 and encodes 188 amino acids. The record is from RefSeq and is a predicted model, not a curated record. Lineage: Eukaryota; Metazoa; Chordata; Actinopteri; Salmoniformes; Salmonidae.